Messenger RNA from Vicia villosa (hairy vetch), 986 nucleotides. RefSeq names its product CST complex subunit TEN1-like. Gene Ontology annotation, molecular function: single-stranded DNA binding; telomerase inhibitor activity; telomeric repeat DNA binding. Gene Ontology annotation, cellular component: CST complex. The transcript has 4 exons. The coding region runs from base 156 to 533 and encodes 125 amino acids. Gene Ontology annotation, biological process: negative regulation of telomere maintenance via telomerase. The record is from RefSeq and is a predicted model, not a curated record. Lineage: Eukaryota; Viridiplantae; Streptophyta; Magnoliopsida; Fabales; Fabaceae.
CGACGUCGUCCAUGUUAAAAAGAACGCUGAGUCCUUUACCUCCACCACCGUCCGAAGUCACUGUCACCGCAACAACACCGUCGCAGAAGUCGACGUCAAACCCUCUUCCUAAGCUUCUCUCCUUCGUCAGAUUUGGAACUUGAAUGUGAGAUCUGAUGGCAUCAUUGGAAGUGAAAUCAGGCUCAUUGGUAUCUUUACAAGAUCUGCGACCAUCCUCUCCUUUUUUCAAGCAAGGAACAUCACUCAGAAUAAUUGGAAAGUUACAUGAGUACUCUUCAGAGACAGGCCUAGCAACAGUUAUCGAUGGUAAGGACAUUCUAAAAGUUAAUACUGAGCAUUUGAGGGACCUUAGGUUUCAAGUUGGCUCUGUCUACCAAUUCAUCGGUGAACUCCUUAUCCAACCUGAUAACGAGGGAGUUUUGCAAGCACGUGUUGGUAGAAACGUCGAUGGGAUUGAUCUCAACCUUUAUCAUCAAUCUUUGCUGCUUUUGAGACAGUUUCAAGCCAAUCAUUUGGAUAAUGCAGCAACUUAACUUUGCAGGAUUAUUUUUGUAGACAAGAAGGCAUGAUCAUUUUUCCAUCAAAAUAUAAAAGGUGGAAGGUUGCUGUUGCUCCCUUAAUGAAAUGAAGUGACACAUUAUUUCAACAUGAAUUUUAAUAUGCUUUUAACAGUCUCUUUCAGUAUGGUGGUGCAUCAACAUUAUAUCAACAUCUUUAUAGCAUAUGGGUACUUGGAUGUCCAUAUGAUUAACAUAUUUCCAUCUAUUGUUGACUCGGUCGGUCCCCUCAUUUAUGUCGUAGCUGUAGUGGUUGAAAAGGUAGAGAGCAACAUCUACUAAACAUACAAAGUUUUUCUUUCUCAUAUUAUUGUCUACCACUCAUUCAGAAUUAUGGUGGUGGAGUUAUAAUUUUCAUUGACAAGCAAUGAAUUAUGUUUUUGACGGUGCAUUUCAAGCUUGUAAUGAUGGAAUAUUUGUUGGUUUUCA